CAGCAGUGAGCGCUAGGGGGCAGCCGCAAGCGCAGGGGCCGUGGACUGCCCAAAGGGAGUCCGUGUGCAGGGACGAGCAGGCGCGCGCGCUGAUUGGCCAACGCGGCUUUUGCUGCUGCUGAACCCCAAGAGUCAGUGAGGGGGCGCGCAAGAGCGCGCACGGGGGGACAUCAGCGUGGACGCGCCUGCAGGAGCGGCGCACGAGAGCGCGCGAGCGGGGAAAGGAGCGAGCAAGCGAAAGAAGCUGGCUGGCAGGCAGGCAGCUGUGGUGAAGACGGAGCUGGUUGAUGCCCGCCGCACAGGAUGGAUCAAGCCUGCGAAGUGAGCAGGAGGAGCUGCCUGUCCCCUUUCGCCAGCUCCUUAGUGUUAGAUGCCCCGGAGAACGGGGACAGCCCUUAUGGGGGGGAGGGCCAGAGCUGUAGCCCCGAGCCACCUAAUGGGUGCACCAUGCAGCUGCCCGUGGCAGCGUCCAAGGCUGCUGCCUAUGGCCAAGACCCUUCCUCCUGCUAUAUCCCGCUGCGUAGGCUGCAGGAUUUGGCCUCAAUGAUCAAUGCCGAAUAUCUGAAUGGCUCAAAAGAUGCCUCUGACUGUUUGCAGGAACUGGAAAGGAGCGACAUCUCCAGCCCUGAGCCACCGGAGCUCUGCAGUUCUUCAGCGCUGGCAGACCCAGAAGACUUGCACAUCCAACAAGACACUGCAAGACUCCUGGAUUUUGAGACACUCGAGGACGAGGAUGAAGAUUCUGAAACUUCAUUUUUAACAGCAGAAGAAAAUCCAGAGGAAGGAAUUAAGUUCCCAAUGAAAAAUACGACCUCAGCAUCCUGCACUAAGGCAGAAUUUGGGAAUGGAACAGAACUUAUUCAAGAGAAUCAGCAAAGCACCUCCAUAGGCGUUAGAUACAAUGAGACAGUUUCUGCCCUGCUGUCACCCCCCAUUCUUCAAGAGCAAAUACAAAGUAAUUCUUGCAAAAUGUCUGGAGCAGGAACUAAAACUGAGAAAGCAGACCUAGCUCCAGUGUCUUACUUGCCUGGAGAUACAAAGUUGAAAAAAGAAAAAGAGUUCAGCAUUAUAAAGAUAUCUGAAAAAGAAGAUCCAGGCCAGAGUCCCAUCACUUUAGGAAACUUGAUAGAAAGACUUGAAACAUCAAUUUCUGCAAAAGCUUCAACAACAGGAUUACCAUCUGGUCACAGCAAGAAGAAACCUAUUCCUGUGAAGUAUGAAGCUGGAGAUCUUGUGUGGGCAAAGUUCAGCAGACGUCCAUGGUGGCCCUGUAAAAUUUAUCAUGAUCCUGUGUUAGAUACUCAUACAAAAAUGAAAGUUUCCAAUCGUAGACCAUAUCGGGAGUAUUAUGUGGAAGCCUUGGGAGAAUCAUCUGAAAGAGCCUGGGUUGUAGGAAAAGCUAUUGUAGUUUUUGAAGGAAGACAUCAAUUUGAAGAAUUGCCUGUCCUUCGGAGAAGAGGGAAACAAAAAGAAAAGGGCUACAAGCACAAGGUUCCCAAGAAAUUUAUGGCUAAAUGGGAGAUAAGUGUUGGACUUGCAAACGAAUGUCUCAAGCAGAGUGAUACUCAGAAAUGCAGCCAGACUUCUGGUCAUCCAGACAAUGAAAAAGACAAGGACAUGCAUUUAAUGGGAUUUUGUACCAAUGGCUCCUUAAGUGAAGAGUGCAAGCAACUGAAUGGAUGUUUUAGGUCAUUGGCAUUGGAUUCUAAACAUUCCAUUGAUGAGAAGACAAAGACAUCCAAAUUGCGAAUAAAUAAAAGUUCUGAUAUGAGGAGGAGAGCUAGAAUAAGAAAAAGUAGCACCAAACUGGAGGCAUCCAAGAGAGACAGUGGGGGGAAAGUGCCAGUGAAUAAAGUUAAAAACAUGAUUACUUCAGAUCUGCCAGAUAAACAGGCUUCUCAUGAACUGUGCAGGAUAGCAAAGAGCCUAAUGGGAUCCAAAGGCACUGUGGAAAACUACUUGCUCUCUUCUUUUGGGGAGAGACAAUUUGACAAGAAAUCUGUGAAAACCGAAUAUAAGGUCUCUGAUAGAGACUGCCAGCAGGAGACACCCAAAGCAGACUUAAAGAAAAAGAAAAACCUAACAGGCUUUAUGUGCAGUUCAAAACUACAGCAACACUAUUCUGCAGUUGAUGCUGGAACAGAGAAACAAAUGGAAUCUGAUUCAUCAGAUAAUGGUUCCUGUGAUCUAGACCCUCUUGACCAAAGUAUAGCAGCAGCAGCAGCCCAUACUGUCCUGAAAAAUGGUGAUUCUGUAAAUUACAGAGGGAAGGAAAUGUCUUCGGGGCAAAGAAACAUUAAAUGUUCUUCCUAUGUCUCAAAACCCAUCAAUAGAAGUUGCAAACCUCUGGAAGGCUCUCUAGAUAUAAAUACCAAUGUUGAAGCAGGAGGUGAGGAAUUCCAUGAGCUCUCCCUUGCAGCUGAGGUGGCUUCAGUUUACAGGAGUGACAAUCUAACCCUUGUAGAUAAGCACACUACACUCCAAAGCAAAGGGUUUACAUGUCAAAUGGAUACAAAACAGCCUCAGCUCAGAAGUACAAAAUGCAAACAUAAAGGAACUGCUGCUGGGACAGACUCUUCUCUUAAAGAAGAUGAAUGUAGCCCCAAAUGCUGCUUUCCUGCUGCCAAAGGUUCUCCUGAGUCUCAUUUAGAUACACCUGCCAAAAGUGGGAAGGUCGAUGCCCCAAAACUGCUGAACAGCCCAAAUGAGAAAUCCCGUGAUUCUGCUGAAAUAGAAACGGCAGUAGUGAAGCACGUGCUUUCAGAACUGAAGGAGCUGUCUUAUAGGCCCAUGAAAGCUGAAGCUAAAGACUGUGGGCCAGCUAAGACCACAGGGCCCUUGCUCUUUUCCUCUGUCUCUGGGCAGAAUCACUUGCCUAUUGAGCCCGAUUAUAAAUUCAGCACCUUAUUAAUGAUGAUCAAGGAUAUGCAUGAUAGUAAGACAAAAGAGAAACAAAUAAUGACUACUCAGAACAUAGUAUCUUAUAGGAGUCCUAACAGCGGUGAUAGUUCUGGAAGUAACACUCCAAGUGAUUUGACAUCUUUGCCUACAAUGGGAUCCUCUCAUAAAUUAGAAAAAAAACAAGAUAGUGUCCAAGAACCAGAGUGUCAAAAACCCAAAGAAGGUCAGUCCUCUUUUUCACAUGGUAUCGCAACCAAGUUGAUCGAUCCUGGUGCUAACAAAAGAGAACUCACAAAUGCUACUGUUUCUGGUACAAACUGCACCACAUGGCGCAGCUGUCCAAAAUCUAAGCAUCUGUCCAAACUAGUAGCUAAUGCAACUUCAAAGAGCAAGUCACUAAUCCGAUUAUCCAGUACAGCUGAGGGUAUGCCCCGUCAGCAUAGAACUACUCAAGGAUCAGUUGUUAGGCCUCUAAAAAUUGACAAGGAAGAUAUUGUGAGGAAGGUAUCUUGGGAGUUGAUGGGACAAUCCCCUGAUGAAGACUCUGCAAGUUCCUCUGAUGGCAGUUUAGUUCAUAUAAGAAUGAAGUCAGAAUCUGAUAAAAAAAGAGAGAGCUGCAGCUCCCUUGAAAAUGGGGAGUGCCUAGAGUUGGAUUCAGGACUGAAUAAAGAAGGCUCCUUGAGUGAUGAGCCUAAAGAUGUAAGCCACGUAGCACCCAAAAAGCGAUGGCAGCGUUUUAACCAAAGCAGUGCUAAAGCUGUAGCAGAGUCAGAAAAGAAACGCCUUAGAAAGCCAAGUAAACGGCUUCUGGAAUAUGCAGAAGAAUAUGAUCAUAUAUUUGCACCUAAGAAAAAAAAGAAGAGCCGGGACUCAUUUCGGAAGGCAAGUUCUGUAGAAAAGCCUGAAAGCAAACAGGAUUGCAGCAGUGGCAAGCAAAGUCAGAAUAAACAUCUAGAGAAGAAAUUCAUGGAUUCGGUUUCACCUGCUUCUUCGUCUAAAGAAUCUCCCCCAAUCCUUGAAGCUGAACGUUGUCUGACAGAUGACCCUGGGCCUGAUUCCAUGGAACCAAGGUCUGAAAUGCCUGUGUUGACAUUGUCUUCACCAAAUGUGUUGGAAACUGCAGCUGUUUCCCCUUCGCAGGGAGAGGAGCAGUUGGUGAAAUCAGGGAGCUUUGAGAGCAAGCGUCAGAGGAAGCCAACAAAAAAACUCUUGGAAUCCAAUGAUUUGGAUACCACAUUCAUACCAAAGAGAGAGUGGACUUCUAUAAAGAAGUGUUCUGAGGCUGGUCCUUUGGAUACUGAAAUGUCUGAGUUGUAUUCCACACCUCAGUUUCUGGAUACAGGUGAAGUUCCUGAAAAGGCUCCAGCAAAACAGAGAAAGCGAAAGCGGCAGUGGCGAACUCUGUCUGCAGUUCCAAAUAAAAAAGAGAAGGGUGAAGAUGUCCUGGGAGAAACCCCAAACUCAGAGGGAGAUAGAGCUAUUCAGGGGGCAGCAGGAAGCCCCAAGGACACUACUGAAGAAGGCUCUGAAAAUGACCAUGGAGUGCCUUCAUCCAAAAAGAUGCAGGGAGAGCGUGGAGGAGGAGCUGCCCUCAAGGAGAAUGUGUGCCAGAUCUGUGAAAAACCAGGUGAGCUGUUAUUGUGUGAGGCUCAGUGCUGUGGUGCAUUCCACCUGCAAUGUCUUGGGCUCUCAGAAAUGCCCAAGGGCAAGUUCAUCUGCACUGAGUGUUCCACAGGGGUGCACACAUGCUUUGUAUGCAAGAGCAGUGGAGAAAAUGUGAGGCGGUGCUUGCUUCCUUUGUGUGGGAAGUACUAUCAUGAAGAAUGUAUACAGAAAUAUCCUCCCACUGUCAUGCAGAACAAGGGCUUUCGAUGUUCAUUGCACAUCUGUAUGACGUGCCAUGCAGCCAACCCUACAAAUGUGUCUGCAUCUAAAGGUCGCUUGAUGCGUUGUGUUCGAUGUCCUGUUGCCUACCAUUCAAAUGAUUUCUGCCUUGCUGCUGGGACAGUGAUUCUUGCUUCCAAUAGCAUGAUCUGCCCAAAUCAUUUUACCCCUCGAAGAGGCUGCAGAAACCAUGAGCAUGUAAAUGUCAGCUGGUGCUUCGUCUGUUCUGAAGGUGGGAGCCUUCUGUGCUGUGAAUCUUGCCCUGCUGCAUUCCACCGGGAGUGUCUGAACAUCGACAUGCCUGAAGGGAGCUGGUAUUGUAACGACUGCAAGGCCGGCAAGAAGCCCCACUAUAAGGAGGUGGUUUGGGUGAAAGUUGGGCGUUACAGGUGGUGGCCUGCUGAGAUUUGCCAUCCUAGGACCAUUCCUGUCAACAUUCAAAAGAUGAAACACGUCAUUGGUGAAUUUCCUGUGUUGUUUUUUGGAUCAAAUGAUUACCUUUGGACACACCAGGCUCGAGUGUUCCCCUAUAUGGAAGGAGAUGUGAGCAGCAAGGACAAGAUGGCAAAAGGAGUAGAUGGCAUUUACAAGAAAGCUCUGCAGGAAGCAGCUGUAAGAUUUGAAGAGUUAAAGGCUCAGAAGGAACUGAGGCAGCUACAGGAAGACAAAAAAAAUGAUAAGAAGCCUCCUCCUUACAAACACAUCAAGAUAAACAGGCCUAUAGGCAAAGUGCAGAUCUUCACUGCAGACCUAUCUGAGAUACCACGCUGCAACUGCAAGGCAACUGAUGAAAACCCCUGUGGCCUAGACUCAGAGUGCAUUAAUCGCAUGUUGCUGUAUGAGUGUCAUCCAGCGGUAUGUCCAGCUGGGGAACGCUGCCAAAACCAGUGUUUCACCAAGAGGCAGUACCCAGAAGUAGAAAUCUUCCGCACGCUAGCCCGAGGUUGGGGCUUGCAAGCUAAAAGAGACAUUAAAAAGAGUGAAUUUGUGAAUGAAUACGUUGGAGAACUGAUAGAUGAGGAGGAAUGCCGGGCUAGAAUCCGCUAUGCUCAAGAGCAUGAUAUCACCAAUUUUUACAUGCUGACUUUGGACAAGGAUCGGAUCAUUGAUGCUGGACCAAAGGGCAAUUAUGCUCGAUUCAUGAACCAUUGCUGCCAGCCAAACUGUGAGACUCAGAAGUGGUCAGUGAAUGGAGAUACCCGGGUUGGCCUUUUUGCCAUCACAAACAUCAAAGCAGGGACUGAGCUGACUUUCAACUACAACCUGGAAUGUUUGGGGAAUGGGAAGACAGUUUGCAAAUGUGGUGCUCCAAACUGCAGUGGUUUCCUUGGAGUGCGACCAAAGAAUCAGCCACCUGCUACUGAAGAGAAGUCCAAGAGGUUCAAGAAACGACAUGGGAAGCGCAAGUCACAGGCAGAAAUCAUGAAGGAGCGGGAAGAUGAAUGUUUCAGCUGUGGGGAUGGAGGACAGCUGGUUUCUUGUAAGAGGCCAGGCUGUCCCAAGGUGUACCAUGCAGACUGCCUCAACCUGACUAGACGUCCUGCAGGGAAAUGGGAGUGUCCUUGGCAUCAGUGUGAUGUAUGUAACAAAGAAGCAGCUUCUUUUUGUGAGAUGUGCCCCAAAUCCUUCUGCAAACAGCAUCGAGAAGGCAUGCUAUUCAUCUCUAAAUUGGAUGGACGCCUGUCAUGUACAGAACAUGAUCCUUGUGGCCCUAACCCUCUAGAACCAGGAGAGAUUCGUGAGUAUGCGCCUUCCGCAGAAUCAGCAGCUGGCUGCAAAAACACUGAGUCAUCAGACCAGCAGCCUUCUGCUACCAACCCCAAAUCUCAGCCAUCAGAGAAGCUACCUCUGACUGUGGCCCUGAGGCUGCAGCCCUCAGAUAAACCACCUUCCUCUUCAUUGGCUCUGAGAUUAAAAUCCUCAGAAAAGCCACCUUCCUCGGUUGCACUGAAGCUACAGCCCUCAGAUAAAGCACCUUCCACAGUGGCACUGAGGCUACAACCAUCAGACAAACUAUCCUCCACCUUAGCCCUGAGUUUAAAACCUUCAGACAAAUUGCCCUCUACCUUGGCUCUGAGGUUAAAGCCCUCAGACAAAUUAUCCUCUGCCCUUGCCCUUAGAUUACAAUCAUCUGACAAGCCACUCUCUGCUGUGGCUCUUAGGCUACAUCCCUCAGAAAUAUCACCCUCUGCUGUAGCUCUGAGGCUACAGCCCUCUGAAAAACUAGCCUCCACUAUAACCCAGAAGUUGCAACCCUCAGAAAAGCUAUCCUCCACUGUAGUUCAUGAGUUACAGCCCUCAAACAAGCAGCCCACCACAGAGGCAUCAGGAACACAGGACAAGAAGCCUGCUGUAGAAGCGUCAGGAUCUGAGACGUCAGACAGAAUUCCUGCUUCAGAGACGCUAGAGCCUGAGAUGCCAGAUAGGUCACCUUCUGCAGACACAACUGGGACCCAGAUGUUAAACAAGCCAUCUGCCACAAAGACACCAAAGCUCCAGGUGUCGGACAGCCUUUCAGAGCCUGAAUCUCUGAAAUCUCAGCCAUUGGAAGGGGCCACUUCUGUAGGUCCCCUGCCUCAACCAUCAGGCAAGUCUGUCACUCCUGUGAGCCUGAGAUCUCAGUCAGCAGUCAGGCCAGCCACUCCUAUAGCCCUGAGGUCUAAACCAUCAGAAAAACCUAUGGGAUCAUGGUCUCAGAUGCCCAACAGGCUUUCUACCCCAGUGGAUACUCGGUCUGUGCCAUCAGACAAGCCUUCUACCACCACAGGGCUGAGACCUCAGCUGUCAGAUAGGCUUCCCACCCCAUUAAGUCCAAGGCCUUUGCUGUCAGAGAAAGCACUGAGGCCUGUUGACCAGAAUGCUCAACCAAAAGAAAAAAACUCUGUGAGCAUGGAGCAGAAUCCUCAACCAAAAGAACAGACAUCUGUAUCUGAUGAGCAAUCCCGUAGGCCUACAGGGAAACUUUCAACAUAUGCGGGACAAACAACCUGCCCCGUAGAGAACUUGCAAAUACGUGAGCAGACCUCUUGGCUCAGUGCAAAAGGACUGUCAUCUACAGAACAAUCACUUUGGACAGCUGAGAAACUGCAGGCUCCAGAGCCCAGUCUUUGUCCAAGCCAGGAAGUGGCCCCUGCAGCUCCCACGGAGCAGACAUUUUGGCCAACAGAAAGACUGUGUGCAUUUGAGCAGCCUCCUUGGCCUGCAAAAGAAGCUCCACUUCCUUCUGGGCAAACUUCAUGGCUGACCAGAAACAUUCAGACAUUGGAGCAGAUCUCUUGGUUGUCUGGGAAAGCACAAACACCUGUGGGGCAGGACAUUUUGCCUUUGUCUGAACAAAAUUCGGUGCUAGUACUGAACCAGGACUCUCCUGGCCAUGAACCUACUGAGUCUAAACCUAAAUGAAGCCAGUUUAUGAGACCAGACGGGUCACCAUUAUUGGGUUGUUGUUUUUUUAAUUGUCUAGGGAAGGGUAUUUUGUUUUUUUUGGUUUUUUAAAUUUUACUUCCCCAGACCCUUAACUUUCAACACAUCCACCUACCCAAUUAAGAUCUUUACUGAUACACUUAUCUAAGUCUGAGUGAUGCCCAGCCAAGGAGCAAGAAUGUAGAUGGUCUGUUCCUCCUUCGUUUUGCAAACAAUAAAGCUGAAAUAAUGAAUUCCACUGUGGAUAGAAUUUCUAAUGCCAUUGAAAUAAUCGAAUUACUAGUCUUGCAUGUCUGAGGGCGGGAUAUAAAUCCAAUAUCUUCAUCUUCUUGAGUGACAGGCCUGCACUUGAAAAUGCAUUUCCUAAAUAUUUGUAAGCAGUUUGUAAUUUCCUUCCAUCUGUUCUUGCUAGAUGCAAGUCAGCAAUUCUGCACUGCCACGUCACAUUUCCAAAACAAUUAAGGGGUCACUGCAGUUAUAGGUCAGAUGAAGGGAAGAGACUUUAUACUUUCUCUACUUCUCUUUCCUCCCAGUUGUUUUAGGGGUGUUUGCUUGAAAAUAUGCUGCCAGUGCAAAACUUGUCAAAGUGCAGGUGCUUUUCUUGAAAGGGAAAAUAAAAAAGCUUGAUGUUACUUGAAGUUACUUGAGAAGCCCAAGUCUGCUAGGCAGGACAAUUCCCUGCACCGUGGCUGACUGAACCUACAAAUGGAAGUGGGAAUAAAUUAAAAAAUGUCAUCAAUCAGUAUUCUUAUUUUUGGGAGUUUAACCCUUUGGUGCAGUCAGAGCUGCCACUUCACCAGAAAUUUGACCGCUGAGGGCCACAGCAAAAGUAUGCUGCAGAAAUUAGUAAGUCUCUCUUCUGGAUUUUGCAAUGUGUCAUUGCUAUUUUCUAGUUUUUUUCUCUCCCCAAAUCCAUUCUCUUUGUAUCAGCAACUGUUUGUCAGUGAAGUUGAAUGAAAUGAAUCAUCUCACCCUUCUCCAUUGCAAACAUGUACUUAAGAGUUCUGUUUGCAUUGCAUGCUAUAGUCCUGGCAGCUUUGGUGUAUUGCUGUUGCUAAAGUAUAACUUAAUUCAGAAGAUAAGACAGAACUGAUUGCCUGUUUUGGGGGGGAGGGAAAUGACCUAUAUGGAAUUUUUUAAAAACUCUUAUCCAGCUUAGCCUUUGGCUUAAUGCAUCUCUCAUGUUACCAAAAAUACUGAAAGAAGACUUGAAUUAACUGGGCUACACUGAAGAGUCUCUGCAUGCCAGAAACAGAGAUCCUCCUAAGACUAUAGUUCUCACACUGGAACACAAGGGCUCCAGCAUCUGGCUGAGAUCUCUGUUCUUUUCUCCUUAUUUUUCAUUCAAGGCAGCCUUUUAUGCCUGGUCAAUUGCCAGGCUGGUAUUCUGUGUAAAUCUGGUUGUGUUACCCAACCAGACAGCUAUGUUCCCUGAAGACAGAAGAGUGGCUUGCUAUGGUAUUGAUCAGGUAUUACUGUGGAAUUAUACCUGGGGAAUCAGAAAAAUUAUUAUUUGGGGCUGAAUAUGACCAUUUUUGCUAUUCUUGAAUGUAGGAGAGCAGUCAGGCCCAUCAUGCAGGUACCUCUCAUACUGAUUUCAGCUCAAUCCUAACCAAAAAAUAGCUCUAUUCCUGCAUAGCCACUGUCACUCUACUUGCUUGGCAGUUGGAGUCUGACCAUGUGUCAUGCUCCGGCUUCAGAUAGCAAACUUGGCCCACUCCCAUUUGACCUCCCUAGUUUUUCAAGCUUUUGCUCAGAGUAGAAGUCCUAAUUGUAUCCUAACCCACAUCCUCUCACAUGGGAACAGAUAAAGCAGGGUAAUUCAGGUCUGAUAGGCAUUUGCCAGAAUUAGUUUAUGCUUUCCAGGGUGCUGGGCAAUGGAAAACAUUCCCUCUGCUAUUGUGCAUCUUAUCCUUUUCUCUGCAUCAUUUCAUCUUUUCUGAGUACGACUGGUAACUUUGCAAGGCGUUACGUGGAAUCUUAGUGCUUCAAGCUAGUUCUCCAUGAAGAACUACAGGCCAAGCACAGCUGAAACUAAGGAAAUGCAAAUGCCUUUGUUUCUGCAUGACUCCUAUACGGAGGAAAACAGGACAGCUCUUCAGAAUGAAUAAGACAGAAACAAGAAACCAAGGGCAUUUUACUAAAGCUUUUCUUAAGCAAUGAAAAGAUCACUUUCUUUGCAAGCCAACUGAAUCAUGAGGCUCAGUAUAUUUAAUAUUUCUCUUGUGUGGAAAAAAAAGCUCUAAAAUUUUACAUAUCUAGACUUUCCCGUGAGCUGGACCGUCAUGUAGAUUGUGUGUUUAGGGCUUCCUUUGUGCCAGCCCCUCCCCUCUCCCCAGCCAACUGUUCCUGUAACAAGAAAAUACCUGCACUGCUUUGUCCAACUCUGUUCUUGCAAUGUCAUGUGUUUUGACUAGCUAUUUGUUUCAUGGGGAAAAAUAAACUGUGAAUAUUUUUGGUGGAGGCUAUUUUAAAUCUUUAAAGCAGAGCAAAUUUCUCUAUGAAUGAAUUCUCCUAAGUGCAGGUUCCAGGGAACAAGUGGUGUGAUAACGGUAGCAAAGGUGGUCCAUACAGCAGUAACACAUAAUUGAGUUUGUGGCUUGAAAUUAUCAUUUAAAUUAGGUUGGAUUUUUUUUUUUUUUUUGCAUUUCAAACGGAUUGCUGGACAUCUCCCUUCAUCCUUUCCUUCUCCCUCAAGAGCUUCUCUGUACAGAUUCAUUUUUACAGCCUACUCGUUCCCUGAUCAGUACAUUUCUUGGAAACAAGAAGCUGCCAAAUUAAGCAUCUGCAGUAGAAACUGUGUCAUAGAAAUGUACAUGGGAGAAUAUGCAGUGCAUGCUUAUAGUACUACAUUAUCCACUACAGAGAGCACCAUUCCAAGUACAGUGUCUGAUUAAGCUAAAUGAAGAAAUCACAAGGCCAAGCUUAGAGAAGCAUUCCUACAGAAACCAGAAUUGGCACCAACUCUCUGAAUGCAAGGCAGACGUAAAUACUUCCUCUCUGGAAUGGGAAAAAUUGCUUACUCACGUAAGGCAGAACAGUCUAUCAGGACAAACAUCAACCAAGCAGAGACUGAGCACUGUAGCAUUCUGAGAAACCCUGAAUGUGAAAGACUGUCCAAAAGGACACAGGGUAAAAGAGUAAUGUGAUUAUCUAUUUGUGUAGAUCAUCAUGCUUGGUAUGACAUGGAACAUAUCCCUGUCAUUUUGUCCUUUCCUAGCCUGGAUCAGCUGCUGUUGCUUCAAACUGGGCUGCCAGCUAUUCUACUGUUGCUUGUGCAGUACUUUGCUAGACCACAGUAACAAGCACCUGGUGUUUAAGCUGUCAAUCUUCCGCCUUGAUUUCAUAUUCCAUGGGGAAAACUGGGUCCUCAGCUGCUGAGAUCUAAUUAGAAAGAGCUUUACACAUUUCCCAGCCUCUGUCAAUAUAGGCCAGAUUCUUUUGUUUGGUGAUGUAUGGAUCAUUCAAAUAAGCAGAAUUGCAAAUGUUUAUUUCAUACCUUAGACUAGGGAGACUAUAGUCGCUCAGCCCCUCCCAGGCUCAUCCAGUUAUUUCCCAACUUUUUUUUUUGUAUCCUUAAGGACUAUGAUGUUUGCAAAGAAAAAGGUGAAACUUGAGGUACUCAAGAUGCCAAUUGCUAUAUACUUGUGCAUAAUAUACAGAAUUGCAUAAUAUACAGAAUGCAACCAGGUUAAUGGGAGAAAUUAUUUAUAAUGGAGCAAUUUCUCUCCCCCCCAAAAAAUAUAAAAACAUGUAGCAGUAAUCCAAAGCAAUAUUACAAAUAUGUUAAUUACUGCAUCUCUGUGAGAAACAGAACAAGCCAGAAUCUGUAUAAAACUGACUUGAAAGUGAAGCAAACAAACUAGUCUUUCCAGACUUGCAUUCUUAUUGGCCUCCUGAGAAUGUGGAAUUGUUGUCCAGUUUCUUUAAUCACCAUCCUUCCUACAGUAGAUGUACACUGAAGUCACAAUUCUUGUGCGGGGCUACAAGGUUCUAUAUUGUCUUUUGAUAGAAAAACAUGCAUGUCAGUCAUCGAACAAUAACUGCAGAUUCCUCUGAAAGGCACAAAUUCUUUAGUUGUUUCUUGACGUUUGUAUUAUUUAGGGGAAAGCAGCACUUUGAUUGGAAAGUCUGUAGUUGCUUAUCUUGAUCUUGGAAUAUUUGCAUCAUUGCUGGAAAGAGAUUAGCAGCUCCACAUUAUAAAACUAAAUUCUGUUCUCACAUUGCCCCCUGUGACUUCAGCCUUAAUACUGCAAAUUCCCUUCCUUUCUCCAGUGCUAUGCUAUGGCCUGAUGCAUGUUAACAAAAGCCAGGCAGGCUAGAUAUGUAGGAAAAUGUGGUUCAGCUUUGAAAGAUCUGGCGAUCCCAGUGCUAAAAGUAACUGCAGUGGCCUUUGAUUGUCUGGAAAGCAUUGCUGUCGUUAUUAUUCUGUGGAUGCUAAGCGUGCUACAGUGUAUAUGCUUUGAGAUGUAUAGUUUGUAGAGGAGGACUGGACUUUUCAUUUGAAAGUGGAAAUUUGGAAUAGGCAUUUAAACAUUCCGCACAUUUUUGUGCUGAAAUAGAUAAGGACUUUCUCCCAAAAUCUGUAUAGCUUCUUUCAGGCCUAUAUGAUACCACAACUUUGUCACCAACCUGUUGCCUAUGAGGGGGCCAGUAAUGUGCAAAGUAUAUUCUAGUGUUUUAACAAGGGUUGCAUCUACAGGUACCUAGGAUAGCUUCAUUCUGAGAGCAAGAGAUUUCAGAGUACAUUUCACAAAAAGUGAUGAAAUAGAAAAAUAAUAAUGGCCACAUUUUUUCCCUUUUGACUUCUAAGUUCCCAAUUUUCAGGAAAGCAGGGUCAAUGUAUAUAUGACACCUACUUCCCAUUGUUCUGAUUCUCGGUAUUGGUGCAGCAGGUUUUUUUUUUAAGUGUGCUUUUGCUCACUCAUGCACAUGUAUAGGUAUACAUUCUUUUACAGCUUUGAUUAUUUAACAAAACUGUCCAUGAUAAAACAUUUAUAUAGGUCUCCUUUGUAUUUUCCAUAUGGCAAAUGCCAUACAGCAGGUGGAGCAAGGAGAGAAAAGAGUUCAUGCAUCUCUGAUAUUGCUUGGUCCAAGAAUGAUGUCUGCUGCAAACAGAGAGAUGGUCCCUGAGACAGCUAGAAAUGGAAAAGGGUUAAAAAUAGUAGGUUCUCCCCACUCCUUUAAAAUAAAAUGAAAGAAAAGAAAAGAAAACAAAGAGACCAGGCUGGGAAAUGAGCAUUAAGCAGUGCUGACAUGAAUGAGUGGAGGAAGAUUGUUUUUCCAAGCGAUUUUGUGUUGCUUCAUCCUUCUCAGGCAUGCUUGUUGCUGAUUCUGGAAAGCACCUCAGUGGGAGUUGUGGCUGAGCAGGGCUGUUUCAAGAGGAGGACUGAACUCCUGUUCUGCAGUGACUCUCCAGAGUUUAAUCUUUAUGUUUCUGCAUGGAUAAUGAGAGGGAAGUCAACGGAGCAUAUGCUGGUGUUAGUGACAGCCAAGCUUAAUGUAUGUAUUCAAAACUACCCAAUUCUCAUCUGUGUAAUCUACAAAAGGAUUAAAGAGCUGGCAAGGGAAAUGUUUAUAGUGUCUGUAUUAAGAGAAGGAGUAUUGGAUCAUUACUUUCAUUUUGGUCUCCUUAUAGCCAGUUGACUGUAUGUGAAACUUACUAUAAUGGAAAACGUUGCCCUACCCAGGUGUUCCCGGAAUAUGUACUGUAAUUCUUUGUAUAUAAAAGAAAGCAAUUACUGUAAAGUAAAGUUUAACUUUACUCUU
Heteronotia binoei (common prickly gecko) is the source of this 13977-nucleotide messenger RNA. RefSeq names its product nuclear receptor binding SET domain protein 1 (gene NSD1). NCBI's taxonomy places the organism in Eukaryota, Metazoa, Chordata, Lepidosauria, Squamata, Gekkonidae. Bases 304 to 8187 code for a protein of 2627 amino acids. Gene Ontology annotation, molecular function: protein binding; histone H3K36 methyltransferase activity. Gene Ontology annotation, biological process: regulation of DNA-templated transcription. The record is from RefSeq and is a predicted model, not a curated record. The transcript is spliced from 23 exons. Gene Ontology annotation, cellular component: nucleus; chromatin.